Messenger RNA from Fusarium odoratissimum NRRL 54006, 3330 nucleotides. RefSeq lists its product as uncharacterized. The record is from RefSeq and is a predicted model, not a curated record. The transcript has 2 exons. Lineage: Eukaryota; Fungi; Ascomycota; Sordariomycetes; Hypocreales; Nectriaceae. The coding region runs from base 1467 to 3056 and encodes 529 amino acids.
CGCGGAUCCUGGCCCGGUGCGCCGGCGCCGGUUCCAAAUGGUCGGUGUCAUGCUUUUAGUUUGGGACUAGGGGGAAGAUAAGGCCGAGCCUCAAAGUGUUGGUUGUCAAACAGGUUUUGUUCGCCACUGGGGUCUAGACUGUACUGAUAAGAAUGCUGGUGAGGCCUCUUAUGAGUCCAUAAUCAUGAAUAAGGGUCAAUACUGCCUGAUAAACAAUACGAGGCAUGGCAUACUUGUCUGGCCAUACAAAAUGUUAUUCAGAUAACAUAUUACUACGUUGCGAGGACGCUGUCAGUCUCACCACGGUCAACGUCCAAAGUGGAGUGCUUCUGACCGAAGCUCGGCGGGAACUCCGUUUCGCCGCCCAACAGCCAAGGAUUAAAUAAACCCAACCCAAGGGUUAAAAUUAGCUGCCGGGCACCAUCGGGACCGUUUUGAGCCUCAAACACCCAAUUACACCAUUGUUCUUCCCUUUAAUGUAUACAGAUAAAGGUUUUCUGACGAUAUCAGCCCAAUGCCAAGGAUGCAGUGGAGUUCCAUUAAGCAUUUUGUCGAUCUAAUCAGUGAUGGAGCCCAGGGUGAUCAUUCAGCUGCGUUUCUUCUAUCAUUCAGGAGGUUUCAUCUGCGUUGCUUUGACGUGAAAAUUCUUUUCACCCCUUAAAAUGCACAAGGGCCCUUGUUGGCAGACGUUGGAUAUCUUGCUAAUCGUCAUUCCACGUGCGAAAUUACACGCGUCUGCGGACGUUAUCUUUACGUGCACUGAUCAAUGCAAUCAAUUAACGAGUCAAGCUCCCCUUGCACAGCGGAUAAAAACGGAGAGGUCCUUGAUCCUUAUCUUUAUCCCACUUAUACGCGAGCUUCUUGACGUUUAAAGGUUAUCCACAGAGCAAAGACGAGGAUAUAUUGAUCGCUAGGAUAGUUAUCGGCAAUAUUCGGAAGCAUGUGAGAACUAUCUAUCUCGAGAUAGAGGUAUCUGAAGCCUUACAGAGUAAAACACGAAUUCUUGGGAUCAUAGUCAACAUUUGUGAAGCCUUAAGAGAAAUGGAGGCUGGGUUCAUUGGACCAUGUAGAGUGAAAUCCGAGCUUCGAGCAUAUCACGAACCACGAUGCAACAAGAUGCUCGCUCGUUCAAAACAUACUUGCUCUAUAUUCUAGGUACUGUUAAUUCAUAAUCGGACUAGAGCUAACAAAUCUUCUCUCUCAGAUGAUGACAAGAUUUCGAGUCUUCGAAUUUCGCCAGUUUCAGUAUCGACGACGUAUUAAGACAAGAGAAAUCAUAAGUGGCGAUACUUUCUUAGAAUUGAAAUAUAAUGUAAACAAAAAUAUGCCCAUGACUGAUUUACCUCCAAUGCUGCUCCAGCAAAUGUUUCUCACGUGAUGGUCCUACCAACAACGCCAAGAUAAUUUCGAAACCAACAACGCAAGUAAGCUGUAUCCCGCCAUCUUAUUACUUGGAUGAUACCAAGAUGGCUCAUCUAUCAACUCCACGUCUGCCCAAUGAAAUACUGGUCCUCAUAUUCAGCCAUUUUUGCCUUCACUGUCAAGAUGCCUACAAUGAAUCUUGGGACGAGAGACCACUUCGCCCCAUCGCAUCUCAGCGAAAGGAACAACAGGCUGAAGCCAAGCCGUGGUACUCAAUCCAUAGACAGACUCUCUGCUCGCUGUCUUUGACCUGCAGACAGUUCAAAGACAUUGCGCAGCCUGUACUGUAUCAUGAAUUUGUCUUGGGCUACGGUGAUUCAUGGAUCUCAGAGGUAUAUCAGUGGGACGAUCGCCUUGCGCCAUUUAUUCGCACUUUGGCUCGUCGACCUGAUCUUGCCCGCCUUGUCAAGGUUAUUUAUAUCAGCCACCGCAUCUUCAGUACCUCAGAAGACAAAGAGGAGCCUCGCCGAAAUGUUCUUCUAGAGGCAGCCAACGCUCUCGGUGUAGAUCUCCCAGCGGCUUGGAAGGAACGUGUGGAGAUUUGGGACUAUAUAUGUCUGUGGGAAGAAUUUGACUGGCCAGAUGUUUAUCCCGUUUUUAGCGAGUUUUAUCUCGAUGAUCAUCGCAGACUAACAGAGAAGCAAGAACGGCAACUCCGAAGGGCAAUGAGUGAGAAGUCGAUGCUCGGCCGUCGCUGGAUGAAUGCCGAACUGAUAGCAAUGCUUCUAGCUCACACGCCAAAUAUUGAGAUUAUCAGUAUCCAAAGCAGCCGCGGCUGGCCAACGUGCGGUAUUGCAGAGUCUUCAAUGCCUGCGCUUGGUGUCACUCAUUUACCAGUCAAGAGGCUAGACCUAGGCAUGCCGGCUCACCCAAUAGUCAAGAUCUCUGACAAUCUUGAGACUCUGAAUUUCCAUGGAUAUAUAGGGAACUUGGGAUAUAUAAAGAUGGAAAUGCCUUCUUUGAAGAGUUUGAGGAUCACGAAGGGCUUUCUAUCAGCUGUGCGACUAUCAAAGGUUUUGGAAGGCUGUACCGGGGGUCUAGUUGCUUUUGAAUAUGAAGCCGCACAGGGACGGCGUCAGAAUAAUGAUACUCCAGCUGUGAACUUUCAAUUGUCUGAUGCGAUUGAGUUGCUCCGGCUUCAUAAGAGUACUCUUCAAAUACUCCACCUGGACCUCACCGCUCGACGUGUUGAUAUCAGAAGGAUCGAGCCAGGAGUGAAUAUGAGGGACUUCGCAGCACUUCAACAUCUCUGGAUCAACACUCUUCUGCUAUUCCCCAUAGUUCUGCCGCCGACGCUGGGAACACCGGUUGAUGCAGAGAUGCUCGUGCAAUUCCUUCCUCGUUCCAUCGUUUCACUCGAAAUCUAUCGCGAUGGUAGAUGUUUCGUGAGUGACGCGUUACAUGGGCUCGUGGCUGUGAAGAGUGAAAAGUUUCCGUUGCUGAAGUGGGUUAUCCUCGGACCAAGAGGCGGAGGAGACCUCGGUCGGGUAUCUAAAGCGGCAGGUGUCAGUUUCAGUGCCAAGGUAUAUCGUUUGUGUCAGGCGAAAACCUAUCUUCAAGGGCCAAAUACAGAUAGUCGCCUUGAAUUUCCGGAUUGGGACAGCGACGAUGAGCUCUGGUAUGGGGAAGAAUAAAGGGACCGGUACUGGGUUCAAGCGUUGCUACGUUCAUUUUUGGCAUAGAUCGCCAUCGCAGUACAGCCUUUUAUAGUCGUAUUUCAAAGACUGUGAUAACAGUAAGGUUUGUUCGCCGAACGAUAUAUGCGUUUGACGUUGGGAUAUGCACGUGUUGAGCAUGGGUAAUAAGGUACAACUUAAUGGUCGAUCACAAUCCACGGAAUUAUCGGGCGUUGAGCAAUAGUCAUGAGUUUAACUUCAUAGCAUUGAUAUGCAUUCCCUUUCUCUUACA